AUGUUUUUGCAGAUGAACACUCAAAUUUCCAUGCGAAACUUGCUAACAAGCUGCUCAAAAGCCAUCACAGCAGAGAGAAAUAAUGCGUGGAGAGCAAGUUUGGGAAAAAUCAGCCGUCGAGACUACUUGCAUCGGUACCAAGUUAAAUUUAUCCGUCCGGAUGGUUCGACAAUCAUGGUUCCCGCCGCUGAACCGAGACAGACAUUCCAAUCUGCCGUCGACCUCAAACAGUUGAGCGAGGAUGAACGACGACAACGGCUGGCUGCUCGUAAACCAAAAGCCAAGAUCACAAAAACAGAAGUUAUCGAUGACACCUUCGAUGAGUCGGAGUAUAUGAAGUUUUGGUCGGCACCCGGGCAGAAAUCCACGAAAAAAUAAGAAAAAUCUCGUUAUUAGCAUGUAGUAUUUCUUUUUUUUUGUUAGAUUUUUUGUUUUCGUUAUAUUUACUAUGAAUAUCGACUUUAUUCU
Messenger RNA from Caenorhabditis elegans, 468 nucleotides. RefSeq names its product 39S ribosomal protein L55, mitochondrial (gene mrpl-55). The record is from RefSeq and is marked reviewed. The transcript is spliced from 4 exons. Lineage: Eukaryota; Metazoa; Nematoda; Chromadorea; Rhabditida; Rhabditidae. The coding region runs from base 1 to 378 and encodes 125 amino acids. Gene Ontology annotation, cellular component: mitochondrial large ribosomal subunit. Gene Ontology annotation, molecular function: structural constituent of ribosome.